AUGUCAAACCGACAAAUUGUCUUGUGCUUCGAUGGCACAGGAAAUACCUUCCGCACGGAUGGCACGGACACCAACGUCCUGAAAAUCUGUCGCAUGUUAGAAAAGUCCGACGAGCAACCGGGAAUAGGCACUGAAAUAACUCCGGGCUCCCUGGCCAGCACGACGAUCCAAAAGAGAGGGAAAUUAGACAAUAGCAAAGUGCUAAAUCUCGCACUGGGUCGUUCCUUCGAUCGACACGUUCUGGGCGGGUACCGGUUCCUUAUGCGGCACUACCAAGCCGGCGCCAAGGUGUACAUUUUCGGCUUCUCGCGUGGCGCAUACACGGCCCGGUUCUUGAAUGAGAUGCUUGACUAUGUCGGGCUUCUCGGCCCGGAUAAUGAAGAAGUGGUGCCGUUUAUCUGGGAUGCGUUUGUGUCGUGGAAGCUUGGCCGGACGGAUAACAACAGAGAAGAGAAGCGAAAGGCCUUUCGAGUGAUGAAAGACAGUCGAGAAAUAUUGUCGCGGCCUAUGGCUCGUGUACACUUCUUGGGCAUGUUCGAUGCGGUCAAUAGUAUCGCAGACUUUGAAGUUAAUGUUGACGGGAGCCCCUCGAGCAAGGUAGUUCGACAUGCGGUUAGCAUUGAUGAACGACGCAUCAAGUUCCGGCCAGUUUUGCUGCGGUCGCAUAAAGAUAAAUGGGUUCGGAAAACGUCAUCAGAUGAAAAGACGCUUGCGAAAGAGACCUCAACCAAUGACUUCGAACGCACAUCUGGACCUCCAAUUCUGCCAGAAAUCCCAAACAUCAGCCCAACAAGCAUGAAGCGAGAGAUUGAAUCGGAUAAUGAUGACGAUGACGAUGACAUGCAGGACAUCGAAGAAAUGUGGUUCCCUGGCGGACACGCAGAUAUUGGCGGAGGAUGGAAUCUCGGAUCUAGCGAGACAUGGCCAUUAACACAUGCGCCUCUCGUGUGGAUGGUUCAAGAAGCGCGGCGCGCGGGACUACGACUUAACCCAUACAAGCUGAAACAGCACGAGUGCAUCGAGGAAUCCGAUGGUGAUUUUAAUUUGGGAGACACCUCGAACCCGAAGAAGAACGUCCCCAGCCUGGAAUUACCGGCAGCCCACAAAGAUUACUUGGAGGCGCUUCACCUGGCUGGUACCCAAGGGCAUAUCCAUGAUCUCCUUGCGUACGGUAACGAUCUCCCGCUGACUUCCGUCCUCUCGUGGCGUUUGAUGGAGUACCUCCCCCUGCGACGGAUGGAAUUGCAGGCUGAUGGAAUGUUGAAGGCUGUGCGGUGGCCGCCACCGCGUGGCCAGACUCGUGAUAUCCCUGCGACUGCCCAAAUUCAUGUCUCUGCUAUCGAGCGUAUGAAGUUGGACCCGUCUUACCGUCCUGAUAAUUUGAUUUUUGGCUCGUCGGAGCGGAAGGGGGAUACAGGCAGGGCGGUUGGAAUCGGGAAUUGGGUUGUCCACUCGCAUGAAGGUGAUCCGGUGCGGGAGAGGUAUGUUCGUAGGUAG
This is a messenger RNA of Penicillium expansum, 1497 nucleotides long. Its product is annotated as T6SS phospholipase effector Tle1-like catalytic domain-containing protein. The coding region runs from base 1 to 1497 and encodes 498 amino acids. The record is from RefSeq and is a predicted model, not a curated record. The transcript is spliced from 2 exons. Lineage: Eukaryota; Fungi; Ascomycota; Eurotiomycetes; Eurotiales; Aspergillaceae.